Chlamydomonas reinhardtii is the source of this 1228-nucleotide messenger RNA. RefSeq lists its product as uncharacterized. The record is from RefSeq and is a predicted model, not a curated record. NCBI's taxonomy places the organism in Eukaryota, Viridiplantae, Chlorophyta, Chlorophyceae, Chlamydomonadales, Chlamydomonadaceae. The transcript is spliced from 2 exons. The coding region runs from base 118 to 543 and encodes 141 amino acids.
GUAAACUGCAGUACUUGCGCUUGCACAUCGCUAGUCCACCGCCAAAGGAGCUUUAUAUUCCUUGCUCCCGUCCAAUAAGUGCUCAUAAUACUUGAUACAAGCAUCACGUAAACAAAAAUGCUUGCAGCCUUGUCCCUAAGCGCAAUGCGUAGUGCUGGCCUCCCGCAUUGUGGAGCAGUUGCAACAACAUUAGUACGACAAGCGCUGUCCACAACAGCUGAGCCGGGUGCAGCUGCAACGGUGACGGAGCCGCCCGCCGCAGCACUGGACGCAUCCAGUACCAGCGGCGCACUGUCAGAUGAGGUGCAGGAGUCCCUCGUUGACAAAGCCAUGAAGCAGAUCCAUUACAACACUGAACUCCGCACGGAGGAGCUAACAGUUCUCAGUAUCGGCCUCACUGCGGCAUUGGAGCGGCGGCAGAAGCUGGAGCUGGACAUGCUGCUAGCUGCACGGAGAAAGGACAUGCGCGAGGGACGUGACGGCAAGGAGUAUUCCGGCCUGCUGGUCUCAGAAGCUCUGCAGCGAUCAAUGAGUGAGGCGUAAUGCCUGGUACGGGCACAACUUCAGCAGUGGAGCUAGGCAUGCAGGCACCGGUUGCGUGCGAUAAGACGCGCAGCAGAUGGUAGCCACUGCCGAACGAUGGUAGCCACUGCCGAACGACUUUCGCGGCUGUAGGGUCCUCUUGGCCUGCAAUGGCAAUGGUAAUUGCAAAUGUCAAGGUGCCUGCUGCCCAGGCAGGUAACCUAACAGGAUAGCGCGGGGCACCGGGCUGGCCUGGUGGGUGGCACGUCCAGCGGGCAGUGGAAAGUACGGUACAGUGGUGGGUGGCGCGAGCCUUCUACUAAGGAUGGUAUGUCCGGCGUCGUGGCCUCACUUUGGUUGUUCCGGUGUACAAGGCAGAGGUGCAAUGCUCCCUCAGGUUCAGUAAAUAGAGGAUGACCUGUGUCGAGGUCUGCGCAAAUACUGAACGGUUGACAUAGUUACGGCGGUGCGGCUGCGGCUUAGGAACGCCCUUGUCAGUUCUUGUUGAAGGUAUGGUCACGCGGGGACGUCGUUAGCGUGAUGUGCGAAAAUGGCGAACCCUGCAAUCGUGUGGGCAUGUCAGGGCAUGGUGGCGCCGGCGCUGCUGACCUCAACAGACCAGUUCUUUGGCUUCCUGUUGUCGCGGCGUGUCCGUUGCCAAGGCUGGAAAAGUCUAUUGAUAUGCUGCAUCAACCGCACGGUGCAC